Molecule: messenger RNA, 1054 nt
Organism: Prunus avium (sweet cherry)
Lineage: Eukaryota; Viridiplantae; Streptophyta; Magnoliopsida; Rosales; Rosaceae
Source: RefSeq, a predicted model, not a curated record
UCCUAAACAGGUUAUUAGUUUACCUACAGCUCACCUUCUUCCUUCUCUUUUAUUUUUGGGUCGAAGUCUUCUUUUGCUCUUCAGCUGAAUCAAUCAGCCCUCUUCAGCUCACCUUCGUCCUUUUCUUCUUCUCUCCUUUCAAUCGUUCUUCUGAAUUUCUCCCAGUUCUCGUGGUCCUUCCAAUCUCCAAGUCCAGGGCGGCACAGAAUCGGAGAAAACAAAAUUGGUUUGGGAGGUUAAGCCCACCCUAAUAGUAGAUGAUCCUGGCGGCGCCUCUGUAGCUUUUAACAUGGCGGGCCUUCAGAACCGGCGGCAGAAACUGGACCCCUCUGCUGGGGUGUUUAAACGACCCCGUAUCGACUCCGAUGACAUCAUCAUUGAAAUACUGUCAAGGCUUCCAGUCAAAUCUUUACUCCGAUUUCGGUGUGUAUGCAAGUCAUGGCAUACUUUGAUCUCCGAUUCUCAGCUUGUUAGGAAGCACCUCCGCCGCGCAGUCAGAGGGGUCAAUGCUAAUAGCUGUAAGCUCCUUAUUUCAAACAGUCCUCUGUAUUCCAUAGACUACGAAGAACUGGAGGAUGUCAAUAGUUUUGUUGCAAUCAGAGAGCUUCAUUUACCAGUACCGUUAGUGCUUGACCGAAUGAGAAUUGUGGGUUCUUGCAACGGCUUGAUAUGUCUGCACGAAAACAAAGGCGACUUUUUCUUAUGGAACCCGUGUACUAGAGAUACCCUGAAGUUACCAGGAGUUACUUAUUUUCCUUCUAGUCCAAUGUUUUAUGGAUUCGGUUAUGAUUCCACCAUAGAAGAUUACAAGGUUAUAGUGGGUGGCACAUCUAGUAGUGAAAGUGGUUUGCUUACAACCACAAUUGCGCUCUUUACUCUAAAAUCGGGUUCGUGGAGGACUGUUCAAGACCUUAACUAUGUUAAAUUGAAUGGGCAGGGGUGUUUGUUAAAUGAAGCUCUGCAUUGGGUAGAGUUUGAAUGGAGGCUGGAGGCGUCUUUCUAUGUACUUAGUUCAAGAAUCAUCUCUUUUGAUUUCAGGAUUAUUGAAGUAUGA